Terrapene triunguis (Three-toed box turtle) is the source of this 534-nucleotide messenger RNA. Its product is annotated as vitamin D3 hydroxylase-associated protein-like. Lineage: Eukaryota; Metazoa; Chordata; Testudines; Emydidae. The transcript has 6 exons. Gene Ontology annotation, biological process: fatty acid catabolic process. The annotation marks the transcript as partial. Gene Ontology annotation, molecular function: amidase activity; fatty acid amide hydrolase activity. The record is from RefSeq and is a predicted model, not a curated record.
CACCCUUGGUCUCGCCAGUCCGAUAACCGGCAUGAAAUCAGUUACAGGAAUGGUUGGGCCAAUGGCGAGGGACGUGGAUAGCCUGGCUCUGUGCAUGAGAGCGCUCCUAUGUGACGACAUGUUCCGCCUGGACCCCACCGUGCCACCCCUGCCCUUCAACGAGGAGGCGUACUCCAGUUCAGCCCCUCUUCGGAUCGGGUAUUACGACGGAGAUGGCUAUUUCCAGCCCUCGCCCAGCAUGAGACGGGCUGUCCAGGAAACCAAAAAGCUUCUCCAGGAGGCAGGGCAUACGCUCAUCCCUUUUACCCCGCCUCGGAUUGAUUACGUGGUGGACGAGCUUUUCACCAGAGGCCUCUUUUCUGAUGGAGCUGCAAAUCUGUUGGACAAAUUCAAAGGGGACAUUGUGGAUCCGACCCUGAAAUCGCAGAUCAACUGUUACCGUCUUCCCAUUCUGGUGAAGAAGAUUCUGGCCCUCAUCUUAAAGCCUGUGUAUCCACGAAUCGCCAGAGAUCUGAACGCGCUGUGCGGAGUGGG